This is a messenger RNA of Cercopithifilaria johnstoni, 1308 nucleotides long. The record is from the annotation of a GenBank genome assembly. Lineage: Eukaryota; Metazoa; Nematoda; Chromadorea; Rhabditida; Onchocercidae.
AUGGAAGAAGCAAUUCAAACAUUGAAAAACGAAGCAAAUGGAAAAUUACUACGAAGAAGUUGGGUCGAUAAUAAUGAUGACGACAAUACGAUCGUGAAAAUGAAUCCAAUAGCAACGGAUAAGAACAAAUUUCAAGCUGUCAUUUUACAUGAUGAACCAUUUGCUGACAGUUCAAGCUUAAAUCAAAUUAACAGCCCGGCGAUUUCUGUUAGCGAAUCUUCUGCAUCCAAAAUAACCAUUACAUCAACCGUACCAAAUACACGAACGAUACGUGAGCGAAUAAAACAAAAGGUAAUAGAAGAAAUAGAAGUGAAACGUGAAACUGCACAAUUGAAUAAACGUUUGCAACGUCAACAACGUAAUACAUUAAUGGAGCAAAAUUCCGUUGGUACCGUUGCUGAAGUAAAUCAGGAAGAACUUGACAGACAAAUUGAACAUUCCAUAAAGCUUGGAGAAAAAUGUACCGCUGAUUGCAUAUAUUAUUUACCACCUGAUGAUGUUCAAUAUGAAUUUAUGACCGGACAAUCAUUCCAGAAUAAUCCGAAAACGGAAAUUAAACAGAAACAAACUUCUAAAGUUAACUAUAUGGCAGCACAGGUACAAUCACCUGAUGAAAUAAAACAAUUUGAAUCUUUAUGCUGUUUUUAUAAUAAAGGAUAUGAUGCGACAGCGUCAUCAUCAAUUGAAAAUAUACCGACUUUUAAAUUACAAAAUUAUGCAUUAUUAUCACAACGAGUGGGUGAACAUUUUCUUAAUGAUGAUGGAAUAGUAUUGGGAAGCAAUUUGGAUAUUGACAGAAUUCCGAAACGGCCGGAACGUUAUGAUGACGAUUAUCGCAUUCCAUGUCGAUAUAUUAAAGCUGAAAAAUGGGAUAAGGCGCUUAGUCGAAUUAAGCAGCAAGAAUUUAUACAAUUGGAUAUUGAUUUGAAUCGAAUCGUUUUCAAUUAUCAUUGGUUAUUUGGACAAGAAGAUUUGUUAUGCAGUACCAUUCGAAAUUUGCAUAAAAUGCAAUCAAUUCGAAUGCAAGAAGCAUUGAAAUUAUUAAAAGAAAUUGAAACAAAAGAAAAAAUACUACGUAAUGGAACAGUUCCACAAAAAAAUGAAAAAGAAAACGCAGAAUGUCGAAUAAGAGAAUUAAUGAUUGGCUUGGAGGAGAAGCAACAAAACUAUUUGGAUUUAGGCAAUAUGAUUGAAAAAAAUUGGAUUAAAUUGCAGAAAUUACGACAAAUACAAAAAUAUUCUACCACAACAUUAACGGUUAAAAAAAUUUCUUUCGAACAACAACAUGCUGAAAAAAGGUUUGAAUAA